Messenger RNA from Branchiostoma belcheri (Belcher's lancelet), 802 nucleotides. RefSeq names its product zinc finger protein 567-like. The transcript has a single exon. Gene Ontology annotation, biological process: regulation of transcription by RNA polymerase II. Gene Ontology annotation, molecular function: DNA-binding transcription factor activity, RNA polymerase II-specific; RNA polymerase II transcription regulatory region sequence-specific DNA binding. The record is from RefSeq and is a predicted model, not a curated record. NCBI's taxonomy places the organism in Eukaryota, Metazoa, Chordata, Leptocardii, Amphioxiformes, Branchiostomatidae. Bases 51 to 782 code for a protein of 243 amino acids. Gene Ontology annotation, cellular component: nucleus.
GGACCAAGACUGAACACCCUGGGAAUGAGACGGAACACCCUGGGAAUGAGAUGGAACAACCUGAGACCGAGAUGGAACAACCUGAGACCGAGAUGGAACAACCUGGGAACGAGAUUGAACACCCUGGGAUCAAGACUGAACACCCUGGGAAUGAGAUUGAACACCCUGUGGUCAAGAAUAAAAACCCUGGGAACGAGAUUGAACACCCUGGGAUCGAGACUGAACACCCUGGGAACGAGAUUGAACAUCCUGGGAUCGAGACUGAACACCCUGGGAACCAGACUGAACAAAGUGGGGCUGAGACGAACCUCAGGAAGUACCUGGCAUCAAACUCGGAAGGGCAGAACAACGGAGAUAUUCUGAGUAAGGAAAUGCUUGGUGCAAACUCUACCCAGUCUGAUGAACCCAACGUUUGUGGGGUGUGUGGAUACAGGGCAGCCUACAAGUCUAACCUAACCAUACAUAUGAGAACACAUACAGGUGAGAAACCCUACAAGUGUGACCAAUGUGACUAUUCUGCUACACAGAAAGUCUGUUUAGAUAAGCACAUGGCUAAACACACUGGAGACAAACCCUACAAGUGUGGGGAGUGUGGAUACGAGACAGUUAACAAGUAUCACCUAAAAGUACAUACCAGAAUACAUACAGGUGACAAACCCUAUGCGUGUGGAGUGUGUACGUACAAGACAGCUUACAAGUGUAGCUUAAAAGCACAUAUCAGAACUCACACUGGUGACAAGCCCUUCAAAUGUGACCAGUGUGACUUUUCUGCAGCACAGUAAAAGUAAUCUAGACCGGCACA